Molecule: messenger RNA, 1353 nt
Organism: Nicotiana attenuata
Lineage: Eukaryota; Viridiplantae; Streptophyta; Magnoliopsida; Solanales; Solanaceae
Product: bZIP transcription factor 11-like
Exons: 1
Coding region: 397-1059 (220 amino acids)
Biological process (GO): positive regulation of DNA-templated transcription
Cellular component (GO): nucleus
Molecular function (GO): transcription cis-regulatory region binding; DNA-binding transcription factor activity
Source: RefSeq, a predicted model, not a curated record
AAUUUCAGCUCAUUCUCUCGGCUUGCCAUAGCCAGAGCCGAGCUCAAACGUGCUUCCACGUAAGCACCUUUUCAAACGAUUGGCUCCUCACACGCUCGGCUCAUAUAAAAUAUGACACGUAGGCACAUUAUGUCCCCACUUCUUUUGUUCCUUCGUGACUAAGCUUAUGUGGGUCCCUGUUGCUUAUGUCACCCUAAAAUCUACUUUCAAAAGCCAAUUAGGGGGCCCUACCCACUAGUGCCACCUGACUCAAAAGUUUUGUCCAAUGACUAAAAUACCCCUAAGUGGAGCCCGACCUACUCCUUAAUCUUGUCAAUAAAUACUACACUCGUGACCUUACUAAAUCCCUUUUCUCCUCCUACCUACCUACCCCCCUCUGUAAGCGAUUUUCCGGCCAUGUUGUCCACUUUUCCGGCCCUUACUCUGCCCGCCGAUGGGCUUUUCCCCCACUUGUUUCCGGCUUUUGAUGGCGGUUUCACUCCGUGGGAGUGUAUCGAGCCGUCUUUUCUAUUUCCACAACAAGUGGAAGAAGAACCGGUUAUUUCUCUAAAAGAAUCACCACCCCCUGAACCGGUUAUAUCCAACUCCGGUUCAGGGUCUGAUGACUCUAAACCGAAUACCGUUCAUUCUAGUUCCGGUUCUGAUGAGCCAAGCCGGAAUAAGAAUAAUGAUAAUAACACGAACUGCUGUCCGGAUAAGAGAAAGCGGAGGAAUACGACUUCGAACCGGGACAUAGAUGAGAGAAAGCGCCGUCGUAUGGUCUCGAACCGGGAAUCAGCCAGGCGGUCCCGCAUGCGAAAGCAAAAGCAUCUGGAGAACCUGCGGAACCAAGCGAACCGGCUUAAAGUUGGGAACCGGGAAUUAACGAACCGGUUUCGGUUGAUGACCCAUCAGUGCCAACUUGUACAGUGUGACAACGAGCGGCUCAGGACCGAAUCCGCCCUCCUUCGGCAAAGACUUGAGGGUAUACGUCAAAUAUUGCUGGCCCGGCAACUUGAGCAGCAAUUUAAUGCUUACUCUGCAUGGACAUGCAAUAAUAUGGAACAAAGACCUCAAUAAUUAAUCACUUGACCUACAUAAUAAAUCAUCACUAAAACCUGCUGCUUCUAAGCAUUAUACAUAAGUAUCUUAUAAGAUGAAUGAAAUGAUCAUUAGAGGACACUCUCUCUCUCUCUCUUGUAAAGUAAAAGUUGCGUCCGUAUAAUUGGGUAAAGAGAUAUGUAGGAGUUUUGAGGUUGCUGGAAACCAAAUGGUGGUUUUCUUUUUAGGCAAAACCAGGCUCAUUAUGGUGUAAAUGACCCGUACAAUGUUUGUCUCUUAUUAGAUAAAUCGAAGUUUAUUUUCCUCUUUGCC